This is a messenger RNA of Penicillium expansum, 732 nucleotides long. Its product is annotated as alpha/beta hydrolase. The coding region runs from base 1 to 732 and encodes 243 amino acids. NCBI's taxonomy places the organism in Eukaryota, Fungi, Ascomycota, Eurotiomycetes, Eurotiales, Aspergillaceae. The transcript has 2 exons. The record is from RefSeq and is a predicted model, not a curated record.
AUGACGAACCCGACAAUCGUAUUUUCCCUAGGUGCCUGGGUCAUCCCAGCCGUCUUUGAUGCUACUCGCUCCCAUCUAGAAGCUCUCGGGUUUCCCUCUGAGUGCCCCGCGCAUCCUUCUAUUGGCGCUGAGCCGCCCACCAAGACACUAUCUGAUGAUGCUGCCUCCCUGCGUGGUGUUCUGACAAAGCUUGCGGACGAGGGACGGGACUUGGUUGUGGUUGCACACUCAUAUGGCGGCGUGGUUGCUUCCUCGUCUCUUGAAGGACUGGGUAAAACGACUCGUGCAGCCGAGGGCAAGACUGGCGGUGUUGUGAAGGUUGUAUAUCUGGCUGCAUUUGCUCUGGACAAGGGUCAAAGCUUGUUGGGUAUGCUGGGAGGAAACUAUCUACCCUGGAUGAAGGUCGAGGGUGACUACGUUCUGGCAGAUGGCGCCGGAGACAUUGGCUGGCAGGAUAUUUCCCUGGACAAGCAGGAAAAGUGGAACUCGUUAGCACUACACACCUCGCGUGCUGUGUUCUCCGGCGAGUCUACUUUUGAGCCCUGGAGUGAGAUCCCCUGCGCCUAUAUCGUGUGUGAGCAGGAUCGGGCCCUACCGCCCCCAUUCCAGGAACUUUUCGCUUCGAAGAUGGGUGGACCGGAAAAUACUUAUCGGCUGCCUAGCUCUCAUUCGCCGUUCUUGAGUAUGCCGGAUCGUCUAGCCGAGGUUUUGCAACAGAUCGUGAAGGCAUGA